This is a messenger RNA of Knipowitschia caucasica, 726 nucleotides long. The record is from the annotation of a GenBank genome assembly. Lineage: Eukaryota; Metazoa; Chordata; Actinopteri; Gobiiformes; Gobiidae.
AUGCGAUUUGGUGGGGGUUGUGGUAGGUUUGUAGGACGAGCCGGGAUGAAAGGCAAAGAGCGGGAAGAAGGGAAAGAAGGGGUUCAGGCGGCGGAGGGGCGGAGGGGGGGGAAGGGGGGGGGGGGGCGAGGGACAGUGGGGGGGGUGGAGAAGGUGGGCAGGGUGGGAGGGGAAAUAGGGGGGUGUGGAGGCGGGAUGGGGCUUAUGAUGAGAGGAGAGGAGGAGGGGUGUAGGAGGGGGGGGAGGGAGGGGACGAGGGGGGAGGGAAAACGGGAGGGGGGGGAGGAAGGGAGAGAAGGGCGAAGGGGGGGGGGGGGGUUGGGGGGGGGGGGGCGAGGGGGUGGUGGGAGGAAGGGAUACGAGGAGGGGGGGGGGGCGGGGGUGAGGGGAGAGGGUGGUAGGGGGGGAUUGGGAGGACGGUGGGGUGAAAAGAGCGAGGAAAGGGGGGGUGGGGGGGGAGGGGGGGGGGGGGGGGUGCGAAGGGGGGGGAUAGCGCGGAGUGGCGAGAGUUUCUGCUUCAGUCUCUGUUUCUGUCUCAUCAAAGCUGUGGCGAUCUCUCUCCCCCCUCUCCCCCCUCUCCCCCCUCUCUUCCCCUCUCCCCCCUCUCCCCCCUCUCCCCCCUCUCUCCCCUCUCUCCCCCUCUCCCCUCUCCCCCCCUCUCCCCUCUAUCUCGCCCCUCUCCCCCCUCUCUCCGUGUGGUCGCUGCUUCCCUCUUCAGACGUGUAA